AUGUUCGCUGCUUUCGCUCUUGCUCUUCUUCCUCUUAUUUCAUCCGUACUUGCUAUUGACGGAUGUACGCGUAACGCUACUGUUGUUUCAGGUGACUCUUGCGAUUCCAUUUCUCGAAAAUACGGUGUAUCAACAUAUCAACUCGCCCUUGUGAACGACGCUACCAUUGAUGAAAAUUGUGAUAACCUUCAACCUGGCCAAGUGGUUUGUCUCGGUAUCGAAGAACAUGAUUGUACAAAAGUAUACACUGUUGUAGCAGACGACACCUGUGAUUACAUUCAGCAAACAUACGGUAUCUCAAACGAAACUCUCUGGUCAAACAAUCCCCAAAUUGACGAAUCAUGCGAUAACAUUUACGUCGGUGAAGUUCUCUGUGUAGAUACAGAAUCAUACACGUACCCUCAAUACAAUGAGACUUUGUACAACGCUCUCGCUUACACCUACCUCCCUUACUGUGACGAGUAA
Molecule: messenger RNA, 465 nt
Organism: Kwoniella shivajii
Lineage: Eukaryota; Fungi; Basidiomycota; Tremellomycetes; Tremellales; Cryptococcaceae
Exons: 5
Coding region: 1-465 (154 amino acids)
Source: RefSeq, a predicted model, not a curated record